Molecule: messenger RNA, 582 nt
Organism: Octopus sinensis (East Asian common octopus)
Lineage: Eukaryota; Metazoa; Mollusca; Cephalopoda; Octopoda; Octopodidae
Product: troponin C, skeletal muscle-like
Exons: 4
Coding region: 139-477 (112 amino acids)
Molecular function (GO): calcium ion binding
Source: RefSeq, a predicted model, not a curated record
UGAUCUUCCGAUCGAAUUAUGAUGCCUUGAUUUUCUGGUCUAUAAAAACAAAGCCGAACCGCUUGGCAUUGUGCACUUCCGAACGCAUUCUGCUCAAGAUUUUUCAACUUUCAAGGAGAAAUAAUUAAGACUGUGAAAAUGUCUAAGAUUAUCUUGGUUACUGUCCUAGUCGCCUGCUUGGCAAUGAUGGUGUCCGCAGGCCCAGUGAAGAAGGAGACGCGUGCUGUAAAAUUUAUGAAGCAGUUACGCGAUUCUGGCCAAACCCAGGAGGAAAUUAAUACAGUAUACUCAGUGUUUGACGGGGACGGAGACGGGCUACUUGACCAAGCAGAACUCACGCAAUUCCUUAGUAUAAUAGAUUCUGAAAAUGCUGAGGGUAUGGUUGGUUUGGUCCUCCUGUUCGGCGAUAAAGACGCGGAUCAGAAAAUCAGCAAAACUGAGAUGGUCGAAAUUAUCAAUGCAGCCAAUGAUCUAUGAGGAGAGAUAGUAAAAUAUCGAAAUGAUAAAGUUAUAUCGAUAUGAAUUUCCACUGUAAAACCUCAGAAUUAUUGAGAAGCAAUAAAAAUAUGCAUUAAUACCUUA